AUGAGGUGUUGGGGCUUUCACACGGUGGCGCUGGCUCAUGACUCAGCGGAGGAGGCUAUAUCAGCAACAAAGGACUUACUGAAUCGACUUAAUACAAAUGGUGAGCUUACGAGCUGGUCGAGGUACUGUUCAUUUCGCGUCGUGGAUCGCGCUGAGCUAGAUGCGCUCGCGCAAUUUUUUCAUACUGAGGAACUGGAUACUAAACUACGCGAAGAUAUGGCGCUAGAGAUAGCAUCCAGCACAAAUGAGUACAACGGUGUCGAUGUCAACCCUCGUGUACUUUUAAACAGCAAACAGAUAGAGGAAACUACAAGAGUCGCACCGACACCCUCGCUGCUCGCGCUGGCUUUCCAGCGGCUUGUGGCUCGAGACAAGCUAGAGUUUCUCGCGCACCAGCACAUCAGUUUUGAUACAGUAGAAAUUGGCGAGCAUCAGAUGCAGGAUUUCGUAAAGAUGACGAAGAAUAUUUCUUCGGAAUCGAAAGAGAAAGCAGAGACGCCUGCGCGUGUAUACUUAUUGGUGGACUAUCCUUCUUCGCUUAUAGAGACAGAAGAACUGUUGAGGCUUGGAGAGGUAGAUAAUAUAUUACAGAAAGCUGAUGAAUCAGAUAAUCUACCGCUUUGUCCUUUGAUUGAUGGGGUGAUUCUCAUAGCUACCUCCAUGGAUAUGUUAGCAGCAGCUCGGAACGAAACCUUAUGUGGCGUAACUGAUCAUUUACAACCAGAUAAUGGUAAUGGUGGUGAAAAAAUCACGUGUACGGCGAUUGACAAAACAGUUAUAUCUCUGACAACAAAUGCAUUCGUGAAGAUGCUGUAUGAAGCUGCUCACGUGGGUAAGCCAGAAUGGAACGAUUUUACAUUUACAAAGAUGACCUGCAGCGCAGAUGCAACGAAUUUAAAGAAUUAUGAAGAUUUUGAGCGAGAAUUCGUAUCCUCUGUAAAGUUGAUAGCUGCUCAAAAAUUUGCUUUCAAGAAGUGGUUGGCAUCAACAACGUAUUCGGUGAUCCCAGUUCUAUCUGAUAACGCGAAUAGUGGAAAUAACUGGCUGUAUAGAAAUUAUGAAAAGGUGCUGGAUGGGGUAUCUAUCGCUAGUGUAUCAGUCAGCACGGUGCUGUUCGCCAUCACUGAGGCCAUUGCUUUAGGCUCUUCCUCUAUGAUAUCACCUAUCGUCUGCCAAAAUAACAAUUCAUCUCGGUUCGAAGAAUUUCUCGAGUAUGGUGACUUGGCUGCGUGCCGAGUCGCAAGCGCUCAGCUUUAUAAUGAAAUGUUACAAGCUGAUGGAAAUUCCUGUUUUCUACCAUAUAGUAAAUGUCGCCUCGAUGAAAUUGAAAAAAACAUGUUGCUGCGAGGAGAUCUACCAGGUGUAGGCACCAACGGGCGAAUAGCAAAGCUUGACCACGCAAACUUGACCCAACUAGAACGUAGUGUUUGUGAUACAGAAAUCGCAUCAUUUUUGACCUUACCACGUUUAAACUGCUCGAUGGUGCAUCGGACACGUCAACUUUUACAGAUAGAAGAUAUGCUAGGGAGCUCUUGGAAGGGACUUUUGCAGGCACGCGCAUAUUCUGAAAAUCUGGCACGCACUGUUUUACCUCAACGAAUCGCUCAAGUACUAAGGGAGAACUCAUCUGACACUUACUUAAGUUACUAUCCACACACGGACUCACUCUUGUUGGUCUGUCACCCGCGUAUCGCAUCUGGUCGAAUGAAAGUAUCAACCUGGGUGGCUAGUGAUCAUGUACGCCAUCGAGUAGCUUUUAAAAAUUGGAAGCACGACCAGAUAUUUCCACAAAAAGAUCUGACACUACAGAUUGAAGCUGCAGCAGGAGCAUAUAUACCUUUGUCUGCCAGCCAGCUAGCGCUCGUAGCAACUCAAAGUUGGUCGAUGUAUCCUGCUGAUCACAGCGUGACUCAUCUUUAUCAAACAUGUAAAAGGCAUGUGUGGUUAACAACAUGUCAACAAGGGAUAUCGUUUGGAUUAAGACCGAGUACGGAAAAGAUAGAAGAUAGCGUCUUUAAAGAUGAAACAUCUUCUGAACAACAACCAGCAAAAUGUAAGCCAGCAUCAAAGCGCAUGUUUUAUUUCUUUGCUUCGUUUCAAGACGAAUCUAUGAUUUGUACCUCCAAAGGUCGACAAAACUUUUCAAAAAAGCCUGAUCAGCUAUCCACGAUCGUGGUGACCAACUCAUUUCCGAGUGGUUUGAUUGUGUCAGCUUGCUCUGACGGCUGUGUCAUUCAGCGGUAUGCCCACAAUGAUAAAACGUAUGAAAGCAGCUUCGUCGCUGACUGCACAAAUGACCUGAACAUACACGAAAUCAAAGAUUCUAAUUUCAGGAAACAACGACAAAAAUGUGACGAAAGGGAGACAUUUCGAGUACUUUACGGAAACGGCAGUGUACUUAGGGAACUUCAAUGUGGACGAAGAGAAGUGUUGCUUGCUAAUGGCAUCGUUCGUGUCGUACGUGCGUGUAAACGCAAUUGUCAUAAGAUCGAGAAUUCAAGUCUCAACACGGAAUCGAUUACCACGCAAAUGGUAGACCCAGAAACUCACGCACUCAUAGAGAGACAUCGCAAUGGUGUUGUUGUUGUGACGUUUACGAGCGGAGCUCGUGUGACCUAUCAUGUGGACGGCACGCGAAUGUACAUGAAUGCUGCAAGCACACACAUACUCGUUAAGAAACAACGCUUUGCUGAUGUGUGCAUCGAUGUAAAAGCUAAUUUUACAGCCCAGCAACACGCUGCGGGAAACCGUGUGGCUAUUACAAAGGGUGGAUUACGAGUGCGUAGCGUUGUGCAUGUUUAUGAUGGAACGAGAAUAGAAAUUGGCUAUAACACAAAGGUCACUGCGCAAGUGAAUGGAAGAGUUACAACCUUCAAGCCGAAAGGGCAAGUCAUUGUGGCAAAAGACAACGGAGGAGUAGAGUUUAACCCAUUAGAAAAACACGUUGCUACCGAUUCAGAGGACGAUGACGAUCAAGCUGUGACAGACCACACUGGGGUCUACUACUUCAAUUGCUACAAUGGGCGUUUCAAAGUAUGUGACAGCGAGCAGAAUAGAUUCCAUGUAGACUUAUGUGGACUAAAUGAUGACCCUACCGUAGUUGUUGACCUAGCUGGAGAAGUAAGCGAAAAAGAGAGCGCUCGUUACAAUGUAGAUAGCAUCUCUGCAAGAGCUGUGAUUGAUGAGCUGAUCGAGCCUCACAUUUUCAUUCUGAAUGGUGACGGCACAGGAGUUGAGAUUCUAAGACCACAAGAUAUUGAAGAAUUCAUUGGAAAAUGUGUUGAGACAAAUGACCAAGUGAUAUAUGCCAAAGAAACUGCUUCACUUUCUCAUACUUUCUUACGUGAGUUGAGUAUAUCUACAAAUUCUUCUUGCCAAAACCUCUAUUUCAAUGAUCCAAACCUUCACCAGGAAAUGCUUAGACUUCAACGACCAGUUGGGGUAGAAGGCACUUAUUUUUCGAGCUACUUUAAUGAAGAAACGGAUAUGUUUGCAAAGCAGCGAUUUACAAUGGUGAGGCGAGUCGAGCGAUCAAUUCCUCUUUCUGCAGAUGAACUUGAUGAAAUGCACAUUAGCUGGGCUAAGUGGGAGCAUUGGCAAAAGGAUCUUGAAAUGAGAAAAGAAUCCUACAAAGUUGAUCAUUUUCGUCAAUCCGAGGAAAUUGCACAGGAAGUAGUGAUGCGAAAGAAAGUGAAGGCUGCUUACAAACAGUCUCGAGCGCGUAAAAAGAUGGCCCGACAAAAGGUACGCGAGAUGAGGAUAGCGGAUUCUCUGUUCGAAAGCAAUACUAGUUCGCGCAAAGAAACCAUUCAAGAGCUUAACGUGGCUCUGAAAGACGAGAAAAUUAAUGAAGAGGAUACAAAUUCUGACUUCGAACACUUAAAUUCGGAUUUGAGCGAUGAGGACAUGAGUGAUACUCUCGAGGUCGACAAUCCGACGGAUCUUCUUUGGUCCACAUUCUCUCAAGCUGAUUCGAAAGGCAGAGGACUACUUUCCGUUGCACAAACUCGGUUGGGUUUGGCCAAUAUUCUCGGUAUUGGCGUGACAUUUGUCGAGUUGACUGAGGUUCUCGUGCAGCUUAAACUACCUGAUCCAUAUAAUGUGAGCUUCAACGUGUUUGCUGAUCUUGUCGAGUAUUUCCGGAAGAGUGAAGACAAGAUUUGUGAUAUGUAA
Plasmopara halstedii is the source of this 4173-nucleotide messenger RNA. RefSeq lists its product as uncharacterized. The transcript is spliced from 4 exons. The record is from RefSeq and is a predicted model, not a curated record. The coding region runs from base 1 to 4173 and encodes 1390 amino acids. NCBI's taxonomy places the organism in Eukaryota, Oomycota, Peronosporomycetes, Peronosporales, Peronosporaceae.